This is a messenger RNA of Rhododendron vialii, 2256 nucleotides long. RefSeq lists its product as uncharacterized. Gene Ontology annotation, molecular function: zinc ion binding. Lineage: Eukaryota; Viridiplantae; Streptophyta; Magnoliopsida; Ericales; Ericaceae. Bases 1 to 2256 code for a protein of 751 amino acids. The transcript is spliced from 5 exons. The record is from RefSeq and is a predicted model, not a curated record.
AUGGCUUCUUCGGUUAUAUUGAUGUGCAAAUAUGGUGAAGUUACUCUAGUUGUCAUGACUACAAGAGGUUUUGGUUUCAAUGAUCUGGUGGAAAGCAUUCAUAAAAAGUGGCAGAAUUUGGGUAGUUUUGAGCUUUUUUGUGCUGUCGCUGACCAUCAUAAUUGCAGUCUGGACAAUGAUGAAGACUUUUGUAACAUGAUUGCAUUAGCUGCUGCGUUUGGUGUGACUUGUGUUGAUGUAUCUGUUGGGGUUAUUUCUUCUUCUACCAUUGAAUGCGGUAAAAGUUUGGGUGAAUGUGUUAGGAGUUUUGAAUAUGGUGAGUGUAGUACUUUUCAAGGAGAGGAAGAAGAUCCGCUUGAUAAAUUUUGUCCUCAUCAUGAGACAGUGCGUCUUUCAGCCGAUUGGGUUAAUUUGCUUAAGUGUGUUGGUCAAGAGUUCAGAGAUGGUGUAGAUGAUUUUAAGGCUUGUUUGUCCAAAUAUGCCGUUGAAAUUGGUUUCAAGUAUAAAUAUCUGAAAAAUGACAGAUCAAGAGUAACGGCCGAGUGCUGUAAGAAGCUGGAUGGUUGUACAUGGUUUAUUCACACAACUUUAGAAAGAUCGAAUAAUUUUUUUGUUAUUAGGGAGUUUCACAAAGAGCACAACUGUAUUGGUACGUUCUUUAGUUCAAAAAAUCUUCGGAUGACCUCAAAAAUUAUUGCCAAAGAAAUUGUUGAGGAGGUUCGUUCGAAGCCAUCUUAUACACCGAUAGAGUGUUUGAAACAUUUUGAGGGGCGAUAUGGUUGUUUGAUUGGUUAUUACCAUGCAUGGUUAGCAGUUGAGAAAGCAAAUAAGGAGCUAUUUGGUGAUUUUCAAUUAUCUUUUGACAAACUCCGCUGGUAUGCUGAGGAAUUAAAGGAGAAAAACCCGGGGACUGUUAUGGAUGUGGAAUAUUACAAUGAGACUAAUCGGUUUAUAAGGUUUUUCCUGGCGUUUGAUGCAUGCAUUAAAGGCUUCAACUAUUGUCGUCCUAUUUUGGCUGUUGAUGGUACCUUUUUGAAGGGGAGAUACAAAGGAACGCUUCUCUCAGCUAUAGGAAAGGAUGCCGAUCAAGGAUUAUUUCCUCUUGCUAUCGGUGUUGUUGACUCUGAGACAGAGGCAAAUUGGCAAUGGUUUUUGGAGAAGCUGUCGACAGUUAUUACGUGUUCUCGGCCUCUUACGUUCUUUACGGAUCGUCACUCUGGUCUUGUAAAGUACGUGCCUACAGUUUUCCCAACUGGUUAUCACUCCUACUGCUUGCAGCAUUUGAAGGGAAACCUUAGGGAUAAGCUUUCAGGUCGACUCUCGAAUGAGUUUAGGGAGAAAGUAGUCAAUCUUUUCAAUGAUUGCGCACAUGCUCCUACUGUGAUAACUUUUGCCAAGGCUCUUGAAGAGCUAUGUACUGUUGGUGGAGCGAGUGCAAAGAAUUUUGUUGAGUCAUUUCCGCUUGAGAGAUGGGCAAACGUGUACUUUAAAGGUAGACGAUAUGGUGAAAUGACUUCAACUGCAGCUGAGUCAUUUAAUAACCAAAUUCUUAAAUUCCGUCAUUUGCCAAUAUGUGAGUUGGUUGAUAAGGUAAGGGUGCUAAUCAUGGAGCAGAUGUGUAACAGGAGACUACUAUCAAACAAGUGGAGCAGCUAUGUUUGUCCUAUAAUGGAGAAAAAGUUGAUUGACCGUUUCAAUAAAGGUCGAACUUGGCAUGUGGCAGCAGCAAACGAUGAUAUUUUUGAGGUUUUUUCUCAGCCAACUGUUGUGGUUGAUCUUAAGAAGAGGACAUGCAUGUGCUGUCGUUGGCAACUUCAUCUUUUUCCAUGUGUGCAUGCUGUUACAGUUAUUCAAAAGACAGAAAAGCAAAUGUACGAUUAUAUUGAUCCCUAUUAUACCAUCGAGGCUUUCCAAUUGUCGUAUGAAGGUACUAUAAACCCGGUCCCCACUCUUGGAGCUCCGGUGAUCACGAAAGAAUCUGCCAUCAUUCUUCCUCCUAAAACGAGGAGGCCACGUGGGAGGCCAAAAGUUGGAAGAAUCCGAUCAAGGGAUAUACUUUGUAUAUUGGUAUAUGUGUAUCUUUUUUAUGUUGGUGUAUCUGUUUGUCUUUAUGUUGGUAUAUUGGUGUAUCUAUAUGUGUAUGUCGGUAUAUCUGUUGGUGGUAUGUCUGUAUCUGUUGCUGCGUUAGUAAUGCACUUUGUAAUUGACUUUCAUUUGGGUAUAUCUGUUGGUGGUAUGUCUUGCUUGGAUGCCUAG